AUGACAAUGGAUAAACAGCUGGUAUGGGUGCGGGACCCAAACGAGGGGUUCCUGUUGGCUCGAAUUCAAGAGCUAAUGGGUGAAGAGGCCGAUGUGUUCCCAGUAGAUAACAAGUAUCCGAAACGCGUGUGCAACUUCGAUGAUAUAUUCCCGGCUGGAGACCCCACUAAGGAUGUCGAUGAUAAUUGCGAACUAAUGUUCCUCAACGAGGCGACGCUACUGAACAACAUGCUCACACGAUAUAAGAAGAAAAAGAUUUAUACGUACGUAGCAAAUAUUUUACUUGCCGUCAAUCCCUAUGAAGACAUUCCAGAUAUGUACUCCUCGAAUACAAUCAAACAGUAUCAAGGAAGGUCAUUGGGAGAACUACCGCCUCACGUUUUUGCUAUAGCUGACAAAGCAUUCCGUGAUAUGAAAUCACUCAAGCAAUCUCAGUCUAUAAUAGUGUCGGGUGAAUCCGGCGCCGGUAAAACUGAGUCUACCAAAUAUAUCCUGAAAUACCUUUGCGACCUGUGGGCUAAGGGCGCUGGCCCUGUUGAACAGAAGAUUCUAGAUGCCAAUCCAAUCCUCGAAGCUUUCGGUAACGCGAAGACAACACGUAACAACAACAGCUCACGUUUCGGCAAGUUCAUGGAAGUGCACUUCUCCAACAAAUACCAAGUGGUGGGUGGUCAUAUAUCCCACUAUUUGUUGGAGAAGUCCAGGAUUUGCACUCAGAGUGCAGAAGAGAGGAACUAUCACGUGUUCUACCUGCUGUGCGCGGGCGCGCCGCCGGAGCUGCGGGCUGCCUUGAAGAUCACCAAACCUGAUGAUUAUUUGUAUCUCAAGAAUGGAUGUACGCAAUAUUUCACUUCACCACAAUCCGAGAAGAAAAUAAGCGCUAGUCAAAAGAGCAAACAGCAGCAAGCCAAGGGCGGUCUCAGAGACCCCAUUUUGGAUGAUGUUGAAGAUUUUCAGAGAUUACACCAAGCGCUGUCCCGCGUGGGCCUGACGGAGGAGGAGAAGACGUCGGUGUACCGCACGGUGGCGGCGCUACUGCACCUCGGCAACGUGGAGUUCGAGGAGGAGGCGGGCGCGCGCGGCGGCGCCCGCGUGUGCGCGCGCGCCGAGCCCGCGCUGGGCGCCGCCGCCGCGCUGCUGGGCGUGGACGCGGCCGAGCUGCGCCUGGCGCUCGUCUCGCGCCUCAUGCAGAGCGCGCGCGGCGGCGUCAAGGGCACCGCCAUCAUGGUGCCGCUAAAGACGUACGAGGCGUGCAACGCGCGCGACGCGCUGGCCAAGGCGGUGUACAGCCGCCUGUUCGACUACAUCGUGCGCCGCAUCAACGACAGCAUCCCCUCCAGCGCCUCCGCCUACUACAUUGGAGUGCUCGAUAUUGCUGGCUUUGAAUACUUCCAACAAAACAGUUUCGAGCAGUUCUGCAUCAACUACUGCAAUGAGAAGCUGCAACAGUUCUUCAAUGAACGUAUCCUCAAGAACGAGCAAGAGCUGUACAAGCGGGAAGGGCUGAAUGUCCCCGAAAUAAGAUUUGUGGACAACCAGGAUUGCAUAGAUCUCAUCGAAAGUAAGAAUCACGGUAUCUUCCAUUUCUUGGACGAAGAAUCGAAACUGCCUAAGCCGGAGUUCGGUCAUUUCACGAACUCCGUACACCAGGAGCUCGGCAAUAACAAUGCAAGUUCCCGGCUGCAGGUGCCGCGCGCGUCGCGUCUGAAGGCGCACCGCACGCUGCGCGACCACGAGGGCUUCCUGCUGCGGCACUUCGCUGGCGCCGUCUGCUACAACACAAGUCAAUUCAUAGAGAAGAACAACGACGCCCUCCACGCCUCGCUCGAGUUCCUCAUACAGGAGUCUAACAACACGCUGGUGCAGCAGCUGUUCGAGAAUAUGGACAAUAACAACGCUAAAGGCAAACUGAACUUUAUAUCCGUGGGCGCUAAGUUCCAAAGUCAAUUGACUCAAUUGAUGGAAAAGCUGAAGGAAAACGGCACGAACUUCAUCCGCUGCAUCAAGCCCAACUCGCGCAUGGUGGGGCGCGCGCUGGAGCCGCCGCUGGUGCUGGCGCAGCUGCAGUGCAGCGGCACCACGGCCGUGCUCGCGCUCAUGGAGCACGGCUUCCCCUCGCGCGCGCCCUUCGCCGGCCUCCACCACAUGUACAAGGGCUAUCUGCCCCCCAAGCUCUGCAACCUCUCGCCCAAGCUCUUCUGUCAGGCAAUAGUGCACAGCCUGGGCCUCUCGGACAAGGACUACAAGUUCGGCGUGACGCGCGUGUUCUUCCGCCCCGGCAAGUACUCGGAGUUCGACAGCAUCAUGCGCUCGGAGCCCGACAGCCUGCGCGCCAUCGUGGGCGCCGUGCUCGCCUGGCUCGUCAAGAGCCGCUGGAGGAGAGGCAUAUUCUCCGUCGUUUCUAUUAUUAAAUUAAAGAACAAGAUUCUGUACCGCCGCAAAUGCCUGCUGAUCGUGCAGAAGAACGUUCGCGGCUACCUCGUGCGCCGCCAGCACCGCCCCAGGCUCCAGGGCAUUGCGAAGAUCAAGCUUUUAGAAAACAACUUAACUCAAAUGGACUCAGUUGUGUCCCAAUUGAAGAAGGAGAAGGAAAACGCUAAAAAGAAUAUAGAGAAUUUGAGGAAGUCCAUACAAAAUGCGUGUGUUACUAUUAAGGGCAAUGAAAAAAUAAGCCGCGAAGAAAUAGAUAAGUUGUACACAAAACUAACCAGGGAGGUGGAAAUGCAGAUGGGCGCGCUACAGAAAGCCAUGAUCGAUCAAAAGAACAGGGAUGAACAAGAAAGGCUGCGGAAAAUCGAAGCCGAGAUGCGCGCCGCGGAAGAGGCAAAACGAAAAGAGCAAGAAAGGAUAAAACAGGAAGAAGAAAAUCGUCGACUCAAAGCGGAGAUGGAGGCGCGUCGUAAAGCAGAGGAGGCGGAGCGGCUGCGGCUGGAGGCGCAGGACCGCGCCGCCGCGCUCGCGCUGCAGCGCCAGCUCGAGCAGGCCGCGCGCGCCGACCAGGAGAGCAGAGAGAGAUUGGAACAGGAGCGAAGAGAUCACGAGAUGGCAGUGCGGCUCGCCAAAGAAACAAACGGACACGUGGAGGGUUCGCCGCCGCAGUUGAGAAGCCACGCGGACCUCAACGGGGAGAAUAAGUUAAACAGGUCAGAACGCGUCAGGAUGCAGCAAGCGAUGCAGGGCAAGCAGAAGUAUGACCUCUCCAAGUGGAAGUACUCGGAGCUGCGCGACACUAUCAACACUUCUUGUGAUAUCGAACUGCUCGAGGCGUGCCGGCACGAGUUCCACCGGCGCCUGAAGGUGUACCACGCGUGGAAGGCGCGCAACGCCCGCAAGAGCACGCUCGCCGAGCAGGAGCGGGCGCCGCAGUCCAUACUCGACGCUGCCAAGAGCCCGCGGCUGCCGCAGAAGGGCGACGUGCUGGGCGCGCGCCACCGCUACUUCCGCAUCCCGUUCGUGCGGCCCGGCGCCGACGCCGAGCGCCGCGGCUGGUGGUACGCUCACUUCGACGGCCAGUACGUGGCGCGCCAGAUGGAGCUGCACCCCGACAAGACGCCCGUGCUGCUGCAGGCCGGCGUGGACGACAUGCAGAUGUGCGAGCUGAGCCUGGAGGAGACGGGGCUGACGCGCAAGCGCGGCGCCGAGAUCCUCGAGCACGAGUUCGAGCGCGAGUGGGCGCGCCACGCCGGCCCACCCUACCGCGCGCGC
Brenthis ino (lesser marbled fritillary) is the source of this 3705-nucleotide messenger RNA. Lineage: Eukaryota; Metazoa; Arthropoda; Insecta; Lepidoptera; Nymphalidae. The record is from the annotation of a GenBank genome assembly.